CAGGCGCUGGCAGGAAGAGCUCGGGCUGUGAGAUCAUUCUGAGCCGUUGAUGAUGGGAUUUUUCUGAUCGGUGUCGGGUCCGGCGAGUAAAAGCUUCAAUGCGUGAACCAGGACAGUCCGGUUGGGAGCUCCGUGCGUGGGGCUCCAGCCCACACAAGCUCCUCGAGAGGUUUAUCGAUAAUAUGACAUAUGUAGAGGUCAAGCACCUCACAAGGUCGGAAAAUAAUGCUGUUGGUUCCAUUCUCAGCAGUUUGCUUUCACAAGUUAAAUUUGGCAUCGAGUGAUCUCCCUGUACAUAUUCCCUGAUUCCCGUUCCCAGCUUGGAAGGUUCACUGCAGGAUUGCUUGCCUCCCGUCCUUGCCCGUUCUGCCCCUCUCUUUCGUCCCUUCCACUCAACUGGUUCACCAAUCUAAUUACGCCAUGAACGGGAUAAAGCUUGCGCCCCACCGCCUCAGGGCCGUCGCUCCUCGUCUUUCCCUCAUCCGCCCCUCGUUCCUCCUUUGUGUUCCCAAGUCUCUGAACUCUCUCCCGUACACCACCCCCCAAACAAACCACAAACACAACUUCACCACCACAUCCAGCAAGAUGACUAUUCCCCAGCUUGAAGGUCUUCAGAUCGAGGUCCAGCAGGACGGCCAGGGCACCCGUGAGACCCGUCGUGGCGACAACGUCGAUGUCCACUACAAGGGUGUCCUCACCAGCGGCAAGAAGUUCGACGCUAGCUACGACCGUGGCGAGCCCCUCAACUUCACCGUCGGCCAGGGCCAGGUCAUCAAGGGCUGGGACGAGGGUCUCCUCGGCAUGAAGAUUGGCGAGAAGCGCAAGCUCACCAUCGCCCCUCACCUCGCCUACGGCAGCCGCGCUGUCGGUGGCAUCAUCCCCGCCAACUCUACCCUCAUCUUCGAGACCGAGCUCGUCGGUAUCAAGGGUGUCCAGAAGGGCGAGUAAAUGUAUUGCUCCGAAAUACAUUUAUAACCCUGGGGAACAAGCGGAUUCGCGGAUGAAAGGAGGAUCGUUUUCGGCGUUUAUGUCUCUUACCGGUGCCGACACGCCCUGAGCGCUUCUCGAGUUGCGAUAGGAGCUGGACAGAUACCAUUUGAGGGUCAU
Neurospora tetraspora is the source of this 1107-nucleotide messenger RNA. RefSeq lists its product as uncharacterized. NCBI's taxonomy places the organism in Eukaryota, Fungi, Ascomycota, Sordariomycetes, Sordariales, Sordariaceae. The record is from RefSeq and is a predicted model, not a curated record. Gene Ontology annotation, molecular function: peptidyl-prolyl cis-trans isomerase activity. The coding region runs from base 421 to 948 and encodes 175 amino acids. The transcript has 2 exons. Gene Ontology annotation, biological process: protein peptidyl-prolyl isomerization. Gene Ontology annotation, cellular component: endoplasmic reticulum.